ACGGGGUAGUUGAACAGUUCACGACAUUCAGUGUGCCUGGAAUAAAGGCCGUUAUAUAAAAAAAACGCUAUUCUUUCUUUAAUGCGUUAUUUAUUGUAUACGUUUCGGUAUAAUUUAAGUAAUUUCACGUUUACUUGUUAGUUUGCUGGUUGAAACGCGCGAGAUGAGCGAAAACGCAGAAAUCACGGGAGUAAUAUCGCCCGAAGAUGCGACCAGAGCGGAGAAAUUUAAAGAAGAAGCGAACGAAUGCUUCAAAAAUCAAAAUUAUAUCAAAGCCAUAGAAUUGUAUUCUACAGCCAUAGAAGUAAACCCUACAGUGGCGGUAUACUAUGGAAACAGAAGUUUUGCUUAUUUGAAGACGGAAUGUUUUGGAUACGCGCUGACGGAUGCGUCGAAAGCCAUAGAGCUGGAUAAAAAUUAUAUAAAAGGAUAUUAUCGUAGAGCCGCAGCUCAUAUGUCGGUUGGGAAGUUCAAACUAGCUCUUAAGGAUUAUAAAACUGUUACUAAAGCAAGACCAAACGAUAAAGAUGCGAUGGUUAAAUAUACAGAAUGUUGUAAAAUAUUAAAAAAAUUAGCCUUCGAAAAAGCAAUUUCUGUAGACGAAAAUAAAAAGAGUAUAGCCAGUAUGAUUAAUUUAGAAGCUAUGGCCAUCGAAGAUGAAUACGUAGGGCCUAAAUUGGAAGAUGGAAAAGUUACGUUAAAAUUUAUGCAGGAUUUGUUAGAAUGGUACAGGAAACAACAGUUAUUACACCGUAAAUACGCGUAUAAGAUUCUUUUAGACAUAAAAACAUUGUUUAUGGCACAACCAAGCUUAGUCGAUAUUACAAUUCCUGAAGAUAGUAAAUUUGUUAUCUGUGGAGACAUACACGGACAAUACUACGAUUUACUUAAUAUAUUUGAAUUAAAUGGAUUACCUUCGGAAACUAAUCCAUACUUAUUCAAUGGAGAUUUUGUAGAUAGAGGCUCGUUUUCCGUAGAGUGUAUAUUUACUUUAUUUGGAUUUAAAUUAUUGUAUCCGAAUCACUUUUUUAUGGCCAGAGGUAAUCACGAAUCUGCUACGAUGAACCAAAUGUACGGAUUCGAUGGAGAAGUUAAAACAAAGUAUUUUUCCCACAUGGCGGAAUUGUUUACCGUGGUUUAUAACUGGCUUCCUCUAGCGCACUGUCUUAACAACAGAGUUCUCGUGAUGCAUGGCGGUCUGUUUUCGAGAGACGACGUCACGUUACAAGAAAUUCGGGAAAUCGAUAGAAACAGACAACCACCGGAGGAAGGAUUAAUGUGUGAAUUAUUGUGGUCCGAUCCGCAGCCUCAACUUGGAAGGGCACCCAGUAAGAGAGGUGUCGGUAUUCAGUUUGGACCCGAUGUAACGCAGAAUUUCCUUACGCUGAACAAUCUCGAUUAUAUUGUGAGGAGCCACGAAGUGAAAAGCAACGGAUACGAAGUCGGUCACGAUGGAAAAUGUAUCACCGUGUUCUCCGCUCCAAAUUAUUGCGAUACUAUGGGCAACCAGGGUGCCUUCAUUACACUUAACGGCAAAGAUAUGAAACCCCAUUUUACAACGUACGAAGCAGUGCCUCAUCCGGAUGUUAGGCCAAUGGUAUAUGCUAAUUCUCUACUAAAAUUCAUGUGCUAGUGGAACGCUCUAGAUACAAGUUGAUAAUUAAAUGAAUAACGAUAAAUGAAUAUGAGUAGACCAAUCAAAGUGAACAAGAAAAAAAUUUUCUGUAUCAUAAUAAAUGCAACGAAGGCAUAAUUAUUGAUGGGUGUAAAAAAUGAAAAACGUUUGCUAGUUUCGACUACUGGCGAACAGACGUAUCAAAUAUUCUUGUCUACGAUAAGAAUGAUA
Molecule: messenger RNA, 1846 nt
Organism: Colletes gigas
Lineage: Eukaryota; Metazoa; Arthropoda; Insecta; Hymenoptera; Colletidae
Gene: PpD3
Product: serine/threonine-protein phosphatase 5
Exons: 9
Coding region: 164-1633 (489 amino acids)
Cellular component (GO): nucleus; cytosol
Molecular function (GO): protein serine/threonine phosphatase activity; protein binding
Source: RefSeq, a predicted model, not a curated record